Messenger RNA from Caenorhabditis angaria, 273 nucleotides. Lineage: Eukaryota; Metazoa; Nematoda; Chromadorea; Rhabditida; Rhabditidae. The record is from the annotation of a GenBank genome assembly.
AUGACUAUCGAUUAUUCAAAUAGAAAAGCAAGUUCAAUCAAAUUUUCAAGAGUUGGUUCAGAGGUAAAUUUAUUUUGAAAUUUAAUUUGUGAUUCUGUUCCUUUUUAGGAAUCCUUGCGAAAAUUAGAAUGUGGUUGGCUUCCUUGUUGUAUGUCACCAGAAGAUGCCGAAUCUUUUGGUCAUCAUGUUAGUAUUUUUAUGGUUGCUUUAGUUGCAUUUGCCACAUUUUUCUGUGUUACUUUCAUAUUAAUUCUAGUGUUUGUUUUAGGUUAG